CAGGCUCGGGUAGAAAUGCUGCGCGUCGCCACGCCCCCCGACGCCAAGUUGCGCCCACCAGGGGGCGGGACUUCCUCUCCGGGCCCCGCCGUUUCCGACGUCGUCCGGAAGUCGGGUGCUAGUCCGGUUAGUACCGGGUCAUUGGUCCCCUUUCAGUGCGCGGGUACCUGCACUUCUUCCAGGGAUCAACGUCGACCCCCAUCGAACUGCACUCCGGGGAUCCCGUCUCCUUCGGCUCGUGUCGCUGCCGAGCUUAUCUGCCCCGCACGGGUCAGCGUGCCGCCCAUGGCGGGGGCCGCCCCGACCACGGCCUUUGGGCAGGCGGUAAUCGGCCCGCCCGGCUCUGGGAAGACCACGUACUGCCUGGGCAUGAGUGAGUUCCUGCGCGCGCUGGGCCGGCGCGUGGCGGUGGUGAACCUGGACCCAGCCAACGAGGGGCUGCCUUACGAGUGCGCCGUGGACGUGGGCGAGCUGGUGGGGCUGGGCGACGUGAUGGAAGCGCUGCGGCUGGGGCCCAACGGCGGCCUGCUCUACUGCAUGGAGUACCUGGAGGCCAACCUGGACUGGCUGCGUGCCAAGCUAGAUCCCCUCCGCGGCCACUACUUCCUCUUCGACUGCCCGGGCCAGGUGGAGCUCUGCACGCACCACGGCGCCCUGCGCAGCAUCUUCUCCCAGAUGGCGCAGUGGGACCUCAGGCUGACUGCCGUUCACCUGGUGGAUUCUCAUUACUGCACAGACCCGGCCAAGUUCAUCUCCGUACUGUGUACGUCCCUGGCCACCAUGCUGCAUGUGGAGCUGCCCCAUGUCAACCUCCUCUCCAAGAUGGACCUCAUUGAGCACUAUGGGAAGCUGGCUUUCAACCUGGACUACUACACAGAGGUCCUGGACCUCUCCUACUUGCUCGACCACCUGGCUUCUGACCCUUUCUUCCGCCACUAUCGUCAGCUCAAUGAGAAACUCGUGCAGCUCAUUGAAGACUACAGUCUGGUCUCCUUCAUCCCUCUCAACAUUCAGGACAAGGAGAGUAUCCAGCGGGUCCUGCAGGCUGUGGAUAAAGCCAAUGGCUAUUGCUUCGGGGUCCAAGAACAGCGAAGCCUAGAGGCCAUGAUGUCUGCUGCCAUGGGAGCCGACUUCCAUUUCUCCUCUACCCUGGGCAUCCAGGAGAAGUACCUGGCACCCUCUGACCAGUCCGUGGAGCAGGAAGCCAUGCAGCUGUAGCAGCAAGCUGGAGGUCAAGAGGCGUAACCCUGCGCCAGAGAACACGGCAGCUCCCGUGACAGCGGACAGCUCAGCGGACUGCAGAGCCGCGAGUGAUCUUCCCAGCCAGAGCCGAGCACCCACCACCCCUCAGUGGUCAUGAGCUCUCGCUGCUGUUGCCAGGAAUUUGGUGCUGGCCCCACUUGGCCUGUGAUGGAACAUGCUACAAAUACAGCAGUUUAUUUUCUACUUUUUGAAACUUUAAACUUUCUCUAACCAUCCAGGCCCAGAGAGCUGAGGCAGAACGAGGGAAUGCCACCUUUCCUCAGAAGAGUCGUUUCUUUAUACGGGGCAGACUGUGCUAGAGACCUGACACGCGGACUCCAGUUGGGCGAUUUUGUUAAUAGUUGGUUUUAGCAGUGAUACUCGAGCUUGAGUUUUCACAGGCAACGCUUCUGGCAGAUCUGAACGUUUCAUCUUAAUGGUAUUUAUUUUACGGUUGUAUUCCUUUUUGGCAGGUGUUAACUAGUUUUCCAUUUGUACGAGUGAUUAAAGGUUUACUUUGAAAUUGU
Molecule: messenger RNA, 1769 nt
Organism: Mustela erminea (ermine)
Lineage: Eukaryota; Metazoa; Chordata; Mammalia; Carnivora; Mustelidae
Gene: GPN2
Product: GPN-loop GTPase 2
Cellular component (GO): cytoplasm
Molecular function (GO): GTPase activity
Source: RefSeq, a predicted model, not a curated record